Dictyostelium discoideum AX4 is the source of this 2169-nucleotide messenger RNA. RefSeq lists its product as hypothetical. The coding region runs from base 1 to 2169 and encodes 722 amino acids. NCBI's taxonomy places the organism in Eukaryota, Evosea, Eumycetozoa, Dictyosteliales, Dictyosteliaceae. The transcript has 3 exons. The record is from RefSeq and is a predicted model, not a curated record.
AUGAUAUCAAAAGAGAAUGAUAAUUUUAAAAAUACUAAAUGUAUAAUACAUACAAAAAAGGAUUUAAUACUUUUAUGUUUAGAUUGUAACUUUAUUCCAUGUUGUAUUGAAUGCAAUAAUGAAGUUAUUUUAAAUGAAUCAAAUAAAACUUAUAACAAAAUUCAGUUACAAUAUAACAAUAAUAAUGUUUUAGUAACAAAAGAAUUUAAAAAAAUUCACGAUAUACUCUCAAUCAUUGAUUUUGAUAUUAAAAAACAAUUAACAACAACAUUUGAAAAUAAUCAAUUAAUAAAUGAAACUUUAAAUUCAUCAAUAAAUAAUGAUAUUGAAAUACUAUCAACAAUAAUUAAUAAUAAUAAUAAUAAUAAUAAUAAUAAUAAUAAUAAUAAUAAUAAUAUUAAUAAUAAUUUAUCAAUUGGUAAAUCACAACUUGAAGAAAGACCAAUAGCAGAUGUUCUUUUUCAAAUUCAAUCAUUUUUUCAUCCAUCAAUUGAUGAUAACAAUCAUAUAUACGUUGAUAAUAAUGAUUUCAAAAAUGAUCAAAUUAAUAUUAAUAAUAAUAAUAAUAAUAAUAAUAAUAAUAAUAAUAAUAAUAAUAAUAAUAAUAAUAAUAAUAAUAAUAAUAAUAAUAAUAAUACAAUUAUUGAUAAAAUAAAUGAUUUUAUCAAAAAUAAAAAUGAUUUUGAAAAUUAUUCAAUAGAUGGAAAAACAUUUGAAAUUAUUAAAAAAUAUCAACAAUCAUUGACAUUAUUAAAUAAUAAUAAUAGUAUCGAUAUUAUAAAUAUGUUUAAAGAAUACAACGAUCAGACCAUUGAUUUCGAUAAUCAUUUAAUUAAUAAUAUAAAAGAAAAUUUAAAACUAAUUUAUUCAUUAAAAAAUAAUAAUAAUAAUAACUAUAAUAAUAAUAAUAUUACUGACUUUUUAAAUAAUGAUAAUAAUAAUAAUUAUGAAAUUAAUUUUAUUAAUUUUAUUAUUGGAGUUAAUAAAGUUAUUUUCAAAAAUUUCAAAUGUAAUUUUAUAAUAGAAUCAGAAGAAAAUAAUUUAAUAUUUAAAUUUCUUUCAAGAAAAUAUUACAUUUAUUCAGAGAAUCACUCAUUUCUAAAAAAUUAUAACAAUGAUAAAGAUGGUAUUGCAUUUAGAAAUAAUUGUAAAGGUAUAACUAGUUUAAAAAGUAUACCUCUAAAUGUAAUGCUUUUAGAUGGGUUCAAUGAAAAAUUAUCUGAAGGUAUAUUACCAGAAGGUGUUCAUAGAUUAUUUUUAGGUGAUAUAAAACAAGAAUUAACUAUUAAUUCUAUUCCUAGCUCUGUAAAGUCUGUUUAUUUAUUAGAUGGAUUCAAUCAAAAAUUAACUGCAGGUAUAUUACCAGAUGGUGUUAAAAAUUUGUUAUUAGGUGAUAUAAAACAAGAUUUAGCUAUUGAUUCAAUUCCUAACUCUGUAGAGUUUGUUUAUUUAUUAAAUGGAUUCAAUCGAAAAUUAACUGCAGGUAUAUUACCAGAAGGUGUUGUAUUUUUGUUUUUAGGUGAUAUAAAACAAGAUUUAACUAUUCAUUCAAUUCCUAGCUCUGUAAAGUUUGUUUAUUUAUUGGAUGGAUUCAACCAAAAAUUAACUGCAGGUAUAUUACCAGAAGGUGUUAAUUUUUUAAGUUUAGGUGAUAUAAAACUAGAUUUAACUAUUGAUUCAAUUCCUAAAUCUGUGAAUUCUGUUCAUUUAAUAGAUGGAUUCAAGCAAAAAUUAACUGCAGGUAUAUUGCCAGAAGGUAUUGAAGAUUUGUCUUUAUAUGAUAUAAAACAAGAUUUAACUAUUGAUUCGAUUCCUAAAUCUGUAAAGUCUGUUUAUUUAUUAGAUGGAUUCAAGCAUAAAUUAACUGCAGGUAUAUUACCAGAAGGUGUGGAAAAUUUGUUUUUAGGUGACAUAAAACAAGAGCUAACUAUUGAUUCAAUUCCUAAAUCUGUAAAGUAUGUUAAUUUAUUAGAUGGAUUCAACCAAAAAUUAACCGCCGGUAUAAUACCAGAAGGUGUCAAAAUCUUAGAAAUAUGUGAUAUAAAACAAUUAACUAUUGAUUCAAUUCCUAAAUCAGUAUGUGAAAUUAUAAUUCCAAUGAAACAAAAACAAACAAUUAUUCCAUUUCAAAUUCCAAAAAAUAUAACUUUGAAAUAUUUAGAUAAUUAA